CCAAUAGCACGGCGCCGGGGGGCGGGCGUCAGCGUCCGGCGGCGCAGGGCGGGGGGCGCGGGCCAAGCAGGAAGUGCUGCGGAGAAGCGGUCGCCGCCGGAGGGGUUGGGCCGCAGCCCGGGCCGCCGCCCGCUCAGCGCUCGACUCCGCCGUAGGCCCCACCAUGGGUGACAUGAAAACUCCGGAUUUUGACGACCUCCUGGCAGCGUUCGACAUCCCCGACAUCGACACCAACGAGGCCAUCCACUCGGGCCACGAGGAGGCUGAGGCUCACAUCAAGCCGGUUCCCGGCGAGCCGGGGCCGCCCGACCACGUCCUCCCGCACACCGACAUCACCGCUGUCAGCGUCAUCGUGAAGAACACGGUGUGCCCGGAGCAGCUCGAUGCGCUGGACGGGCGCAGUAAGGAUGGGCACGUCCUGGGGCCGCGCUUGCUGCAGAACGGCUUCGGGGCGGCCGAGCUGCCCAGGUCCCCCGCGGCCCGGUCCGUGGAAGCUGUGGCGUCCUCCAACGGGGAGUGCUGGGUGAAGGAAAAAGGCCCCAAACCCCUGGAUAUCUUCUCCCAUUUUAGCCCCGAUCCCAAUGAAGACAACGCUGCCAACCUGAUCGACAGAGCUCGCGAGUGCAAGCCGAAGGAGAAGUCCCUGGCCGUGCCCUCCCUCUCCCCGUCACCCACCCCAUCGCUGGACUGCAAGGAGCCCGGGGGGGAGAGCGUGGAGGGCCUUCCCCCCGCCUUCCCGCAGCCCUUCGAGGGCAGCCAGGCGGGGGGUGCGAGCGGGCCCCCUCCCUCCGUGCCCUGCAUCAAGAAAGAGGAGUCCGACUCCGAGGAGGUGGUGCGCGAGGCCAACCCGAAGGCUCUGGCUGCCGCGCUGGGGGGGAGUCCCCUGGAGCACCUGAAGUCGGUCACCGUCCGCUACUCCGCGGAGGAUUCUCCCAUCGCGUCCUGGCCCGGCUCCGACCCCAGCCUGGGCAGCAGCACCGGCAACCUGCCCGAGGUGAAGCGCUCGCCCAGCAGCCCGCGGGAGCCCUUCUUCAAACCUUCCUCUCCCGUGGUGCAGAGCCCCAGAAUCCCCACGUCUCCGAAGCAGCUGGACGACAUCGCCCUCAAGGAGGAGCACGAAGCUCUGGAGAAGUCGAUGGGAAGUCCGCAGAGUAUGUCCAGCGCUGAGGAAGAAGAGGAGGAAGAAGGCAACAACAACGAUUCCCCUUCUUCCAAUUCCUCACGGCCGCUGAAGGUGCGGAUCAAAACCAUCAAAACCUCGUGCGGCAGCAUCACCCGGACGGUGACGCGCGUCUCGUCGGACUCGGAGCCCGGCUCCGCCAAGGGCACGGCCGAGCUGAGCUCCGAGGACGCCGCUCUCGAGGCGGAGAAGGAGGACGGGAUCGCGCUGGAGGUGCCCCGGGAGAAGAUGGAUCUCUCCAGCCCCUUGAAAGCCAUCGAGGGGCCCAAAAUCGUCAGCGUCCAGCUCGGCAACGGCACCAAGAUCAAAGGGACCGUGCUGCCGGUCUCCACCAUCCAGAACGCCAGCAGCGCCAUGCUGAUCGCCGCCAGCGUGGCGCAGCAGAAGUCCGUGGUGCUGCCGGCCAAGACGGGCAAAGCCGUCACCAAGAACAUCAUCAACCUGGUGCCGCAGGCCCUGCCCAAGGCCGACACGCGGACCAACGUCAGCCCCGUGACGCAGACCGCCACCGUCACCACCACGGCCAACCAGAAGGUGAACGGCACCACCGUGGUGAUGGUGCAGCCGCAGAAGCCCUCCCCGACCGUCGCGGGCACCGUCAUUUCCCGCAGCCAGUCCAGCCUGGUGGAAGCCUUCAACAAGAUCCUCAACAGCAAGAACCUGCUGCCCACCUACAAACCCAACCUGAACCCCCCGGCUGAUGCCAGCCUGGCGCUGCCGCCCUUCGGGUACCGCUGCCUGGAGUGCGGGGACUCCUUCGCGCUGGAGAAGAGCUUGGCUCGCCACUACGACCGGCGCAGCAUGCGCAUCGAGGUGACCUGCAACCACUGCACCAAGCGCCUCGUCUUCUUCAACAAGUGCAGCCUGCUGCUGCACGCCCGCGAGCACAAGGACAAGGGGCUGGUGAUGCAGUGCUCCCACCUGGUCAUGAGGCCCAUCGCUUUGGAUCAGAUGAUCGGGCAGCCGGACAUCACCCCGCUGGUCUCCGUGGCUUCCUUCCCCGCGGGCAAAGUGGCCGGGGUGACUCAGGACGCCCUGGGCGCGGCCAACGGGGCCCCGGAGCUCCCCAUCCUGCCCCUGGGCGGCAGCGGCUCGGAGCAGAGCAACUACAGCUGCUUCAGGUGCCUGGAGUGCAAGGAGCAGUGCAAGGACAAGGCCGGGCUGGCCGCGCACUUCCAGCAGGCGGUGGCCGCGGGGACCACGAGCAGCACGGUCUGCACCACGUGCCCCAUGAUCAUGUCCAACCGCUGCAGCUUCAGCGCCCAUCAGCGGAUGCACAAGAACCGCCCCCCCCACGUCUGCCCCGAGUGCGGGGGGAAUUUCCUGCUGGCCAACUUCGAGGCCCACCUGAAGGAGUCCUGCCUGCACUUCUCCCGCAGAGUGGGAUACAGGUGCCCCAGCUGCGCCGUGGUGUUCGGCGGCGUCAACUCCAUCAAGUCGCACAUCCAGACGUCGCACUGCGAGGUGUUCCACAAGUGCCCCAUCUGCCCCAUGGCCUUCAAGUCAGCGCCCAGCGCCCACGCGCACGUCUACACGCAGCACCCCGGCUUCGGCAACCAGCAGUCCAAGAUGAUCUACAAGUGCGCCAUGUGCGACACGGUGUUCACCCACAAGCCGCUGCUCUCCUCCCACUUCGACCAGCACCUGCUCAACCAGCGCGUCAGCGUCUUCAAGUGCCCGGACUGCCCGCUGCUCUUCGCGCAGAAGCGCACCAUGCUGGAGCACCUCAAGAACACCCACCAGCCCCCGAAGCUGCGGGAGGAGCCGGCCAAGAAGGCGGCGGUGCUGCUCACCCCAAAGCAGGAGCCCAUGGAAACCCCCGUCCCCAAAAUCUCCGAUGAGUCCUCGUCCUCCACGGAGGAGGACGACCCCCCCAGCUCCCCGGAGCUGCGCAAGGCCAAGCGCAGCCGCUUCCAGCGCAAAGCGAGCAGCAAAUCCAAGGGCAGCGGCUGGACCUGCGGCGUCUGCCACUCGUGGUUCCCUGAGCGCGACGAGUACGUGUCCCACAUGAAGAAGGACCACGGGAAGUCGGUGAAGAAGUUCCCGUGUCACCUCUGCGAGCGCUCCUUCUGCUCCGCCCCCAGCCUGCGCAGACACGUCCGCGUCAACCACGAAGGGAUCAAACGCGUCUACCCGUGCCGGUACUGCACGGAGGGCAAGCGGACCUUCAGCAGCCGCCUCAUCCUGGAGAAGCACAUCCAGGUGCGGCACGGCAUCAAGGUGACCGACCAGACCAAGAGCCAGGAGGUCAUCAUCGCGCGCAUCGGGGCCGGCGCCGCGCAGGUGCCCGGCCGCAAGCGGAAGCUCUCCUCGGACGACGGGGACUCGUGCAGCGAGGAGCCCGACAGCACCACCCCCCCCUCCAAGAACCCCAAAGGCGACCGCAAAGCGCCCUUCCGCUGCCGCAAGUGCGGGUACCUCGCCAGCAGCGCCGCCGACUUCCAGGAGCACAUCCCCCAGCACCGGACUGACGAGAGCUCCCACCAGUGCCGCGAGUGCGGGCUCUGCUUCACCUCCCAGGUGUCCCUCAACCGGCACCGCUUCAUCACCCACAAGAAGAAGAAGGGGACGGCGGAGGCGGAGGAGCCGGGCCCCCGCAGCCCCCUGGAAGGAGCGCAGCCCGCGGCCGAUGGCGCGCUGUCCUGCACCGUCUGCGGCCGCAGCUUCGACAGCCAGCUGAACCUCAAGACGCAUUUCCGCACGCACGGCAUGGCCUUCAUCCGCGCGCGGCAGAACGCCAGCCCCGAGAACUGAGAGCUGCCCGGCGCCUUGGGGUGUGUACAGAACCCACGCGAGUGGGGGGCGGACGGAGCCCCCGGGAACCCCUUCCUCCGCCCUCGGGGGCAGCGCAGGGCGAUGGGGCGGAGGAAGGCGCCGCGAGGAGGGGUCCGUGCCCAGCACCGACCCCAUCGGCCCCGGGUCCGCCCGCCCCGGGCUGAGAGCAGCGGAACCACACGGAACCACACUGCGGGUCUGGGCAGGAGCGGGGGGCACAGCCCGGGCGGCCCCGUCCCCACUGAGCCACAGAGAACGGCAGCUCCCAGCAGCUCCCAGCAGCUCCCAGCAGCUCCCAGCCACUCCCAGCCGCUCCCAGCGCCGCCCGCGUUCACCGCUCUGUGCCGGAGCAGCGCAGGACACGGGGACCUGAGCUCAUCCCCGCCGCCACAGCGAGAUCCAGCUCCCGAGUGUUCGCUUUGUUUUCCUCUUUUCUUCUUUCCCUCUUUAACACUUCCCAUGGAUCUGGCCGUGCGCUCCCAUCGCCGCAGAGACGCUGCUGCCACCGCUCGGCCCCGCAGCCGCUCCGUGGGGCGGGGGGGGCUCUCCGCUCGGCCCCGCAGCCGCUCCGUGGGGCGGGGGGGGCUCUCCCUGUGCCCCCAGACCCACAGCGCCGAUGUGUGGGGCGGCGCCGCGUCCUCCGAGGACGGAGCAGAACCCUGGGAGCUGCGGCCGUGCCCCCCCUGUACAGUUGUACCAUAGACACUAAACGCGACGAGGAAAAAAAAAAAAAACUACUGUUGUGAUUUGGGUUUGGUUUUGUUUUGUUUGUUUUUUUUAUUUUUGGGGUGGUUGGGGGGGGGGCUUGCGGUUUUUUUUUUGUUUGUUUUCGGUUUUUUUUUGUUGUUGUUUUGUUUCUGGGGCGUUGGGGACGGGCGGACUCGGCUCCUUCAAAACGAAUCCUCAAAACCUCCUCGGAAAAAGCAGAGAAGCAAAAGGAGAAGGACGGGAGCGAGGCCCCGCGGGGGCAGCGACCGCGAGACGCUGGGAACAGGAGAGCGGAACCUCCAGGCGUUCCCAGCACUUCUAGGAGGAAACGACCCCAAAUCGUGCCGUGACCCCCAACCAUCAUCGCGCCGUGACCCCCGAUCAUUGCACUGUGACCCCCAAUCAUCGUCGCGCCGUGACCCCCAACCAUCGCGCCGUCAUCCCGGAAUCAUGGCACUGUGAGCCCCCCUCGUUGCGCCGCGGUCCCGAAUCCUUGCUCUGUGAUCCCGAGUCGCACUGUGGGGUUGUGCAGCACUUCAGUGCCUUUUCAGAUCGACUUCUGUUCGUGUGCGGGGCCAGGGGGGGGAGCGCUGUGCGUGGGGUUGUGAUUCUGCUUCAGUAACGCUACGGGCACUGCAGAGGCUCUCAGGUAUCCUUUAUUCUUGUAGUCAUAACGCAAUUAAACUUUUAGUGGUUUAA
Molecule: messenger RNA, 5362 nt
Organism: Numida meleagris (helmeted guineafowl)
Lineage: Eukaryota; Metazoa; Chordata; Aves; Galliformes; Numididae
Gene: ZNF687
Product: zinc finger protein 687
Exons: 9
Coding region: 164-3934 (1256 amino acids)
Source: RefSeq, a predicted model, not a curated record